Molecule: messenger RNA, 334 nt
Organism: Fusarium redolens
Lineage: Eukaryota; Fungi; Ascomycota; Sordariomycetes; Hypocreales; Nectriaceae
Exons: 1
Coding region: 62-283 (73 amino acids)
Source: RefSeq, a predicted model, not a curated record
UUGGUUUUGCACUCUGCUUGGUUUCAACCAGGCGGAUCGCCAUUCUACUACGCCACCAGAUAUGAUAAGAAUAGUCUCAGUUUUCAUAACCAAAUUCUUUCUGUUAUUAUGUCCCGCGUGUAUUGUGAUCAUUUUCGCAGGUCUUCCCAUGGCGAAUAGUUCAAACCUCUCUCACCGAGAGACUCUUGAAUGUCAGACGAGGAAAGAGAGGAGUUGCAGGAACAUCACACUAGGCUUGUGCAAGGGCGAGUGGCUGGGACCUCGCACAGUUUGCCUACUUUAGGUAGAGCAUGUUGCCUUUAUUUCACACUAAUAAAAUCAGAAAACCUAAAAC